UGACUCCAGUUAUUAAAAUGGAGAUUGGAACAGGUGUGUUCUACCAGGCAAUGCCAGCAGUAGGACCGGAUGGGAAAAAUGUGAUGAAGUUAAUUCCAGUGCAGAAAGUCAACGGACAGUUUGUUCGGUCACAUACGAGUUCUGGCAAAAAGGAUGACUGUGAACCUCAAAGACUGUGUGUCAAUCCAGGGCAUUUCUCUGCUCCACAGCAGAAAUUCCCUAUUCUUCAGCCUAUUUCAGAGGGACAAUUUGUAUUAAAAACAACAUCAGAGGCUAACACUCUUUUUAAUCCUGUGAAAACUAAACCCCAAGGAAACAAUAGUAUAUCAAAAAAUCCCCCAAUACAAACACAAAGCCCUGCUAUCCUUCCAAACCUUAUAGAGAACACAGGACAGUUACCUGCGCAGAGGACAGUCACAGUGGAGUCUCGUGUACUGUCAAAUGGACAAUAUCUUCAGCUCCCUCCUGGCGCUAAAGUACAAACAAUUCCAGCCUCAGCACUCCCUCAGCAUAUAAAAAGACAGAUAUUGAGCUCCUCAAGCGAUGCAUCUAAUUUGCAGACAGGUGUACCAGCAGUUGUGUAUCUGUCAUCUGUCAAUUCCAUGAAACUGGAUAUGCCUCAGCAGGCUCCUUCUCUCCUACCCACAGUGCCAAAUCCCAAUCAAACAUCAAAGACUCCCGCUCAGAUGCAUGUCACAAACCCUAUGGUAAACUUAACCAUGGACCCCAAGUUUGAACCAAAGGCUGGUCAAGGAGCAAUAUCUCCCAUGAAAUGGGUAGUUCAGGAAGGGCCUGGAUCCACCGCCCCGUGCCUUGUUCCAGUAUCGCCUCCCGGGGGGACUUCGGAUAUUUUGAAAUCGACGCAAAAGGCUGACGCAAUUAAUCAAGCGUCCAUCAGGAAAUCGUCAUCUCCGCCAAACAGUCAAAUGAAGAUCAAUUCUUGGAAGGACAAUGCCUUGGUCUUGUGCAACGGCAAAGUAUACUCUGUAGCUAAAAAAACGAAUCAGCCUGGUCUCUCCAAUGGGACCAAAAAUGAAUUGGCCAGGGAUGCGACAAGUGGUGGAGGACCAAGACAGAGCUCUGGCCCCCGUUCCCAUCCUUCCAACUCCUUAUCAGAAUCACACACCUUUCAGAGGAGACCUAUAAGACCUAGUCAGAUUAAUCACAAACCAGAUGAAAUCAUUGACCUGUGCGAUGAUGAUCCACAGGUUGACUGUGCAGCCCAGAGACCAGCAUGCACCACUUUAACUGAGGACGAUGAUAAUGAUGAGGACUCCAACGUGAUAUUCGUGUCAUACAUUCCACCCAAGUCAAAUACUGAUGCUGGUACGAGAGACGUUGAAGCAACUUCCCACAAAGAGAACGGAAAUAGUGAAGAGGUUGGACUAGAGCUGGGGAGUUCUCAGAAUAAUUUGAAUUGCUCGGGAAAAGAUAUGAGAAUUGAUGAUGCGCAGUCACAGGAAAUGCACACUUGCACAGAGAAGACAGUCCCUCAACAGGGCGAGCAACAGAUGGAGGAAGCCCAUGAGAGCAGCAGUGUAAACGACACCAAAAUGGAUUUGGACGGGAGUCUGGAGAAUGGGACCUGCCAGGACAAAGACAGAAUGGUUCAUAUUUUAGACCAGCCAACGUUGAAUACGCCUGAUAAAGAACCAAAACGUGUUACAGAAGAGGCAGAGACAGAUGCAGCCCUUGAAAGAACAGAUCUGCACAAGUCUGAUCUCCAGCUCAAACGGAUGUUUGGAAUCACCUCUGACAUUAGAAUUUGUUUGCAAAGAAUCAACAGUACCAAAAAACCCAGUUCAAGGGCAGAUACAAAAUCUGCCCAAAAACGAACACUAGAUGGUAUCCGCAAAUUGAUUCAAGACUCGCGUGUACAGUUCAAAAUGAAAAAACAAGUGGAAGCACAGGUACCUACACCCAAUGAAAUUGACCCAGAGCAACCAAAACGAAAGAAACUGGAGCCAUUAGAAAACACUUGCGACAUCUUGUCGAGUUCCAGACAUGCUCCACAGUCUCCUCCCAGCAGGACAGCUGUUUCUCCUCUCCCUGAGCAGCCUUUAACCUGCACUGAGGAGAGCGACACCACAUGUAUAGCACUCUCAACAGACACAUCAGAUGCAGAUGCUUCUCAUUUAUGUCGAGAAUCUGAGGAAACCUGUCAGUCCAGCAGUUGCGUCUCAUUGUCGGGUCCAACCAAGAACUCACAAAUCAAGGGCAUAACAGACUCAUCUGUAGAUACCAGCACCUCCUUGUCAAGGAAGGUCCCAUUGAGAACAAGUAGACUUAAAGGGAAAAAAUGUACCACAUGUAUUAAUUGUAAAGAAACAGAGGCAGUGUCGACAACGUCACUGGUCAGAUGUCAAGAGAAGCCAGAUCCAUCACCUGCUGUUGCAUCAUGCAACAGUAGUUUAAGUGUGUGUCCACAAGCAAAGACUCCAGACAAGACCUUGCCUGGCAGUGCAAAGGAAGACCAUGAGCAGGAUGAAACACUGAUGGUGGAACCACAAUCAGGCAUACAGCAAGAAGACACACCAACAGCGGAAUGCAGCCGAACUUGUCUUAGCCCAGUGGUAAGUGCUCCUGGAAAGAUGUGUACACGGUCAUCAAGAGCAACAGAGGAAAGACUGAAUCUGGCAAGAGGAAUGCCAAUGAUUGCAACGCUUUUGGCUAGCCCACAGGAGGGCACAAGCCAAGUGGAACUUUCCUCAAAUGGUACAACCGGCAAAAAUAUGGCAAAUAUCUGUACGAAAGCAAAGACGUCUGGCAAAGGGGUAAAGAAAUCCGCAGAGGUCCUAAAGAGAAACGAUAAAUUGAAAGCAGAUGAAAUUGAAGUUGCACCUAGUACAAGUAAACUGACGCACACCGCACAGGAGGACAUCUCACCAAGUGAACUCUACUCUGCAGAAGUCAUGGACGAUGAGGAAAUACUGCGAAGUGAGAAAAUCAAACGGUUGAAAGACCUCCUGAAAGAGAAAGAGGCUGCUCUUGAGAUGAUUAGGAAGAACAUGAUUAUUUAG
Molecule: messenger RNA, 3020 nt
Organism: Chanos chanos (milkfish)
Lineage: Eukaryota; Metazoa; Chordata; Actinopteri; Gonorynchiformes; Chanidae
Gene: lrif1
Product: ligand dependent nuclear receptor interacting factor 1
Exons: 4
Coding region: 18-3020 (1000 amino acids)
Biological process (GO): regulation of DNA-templated transcription
Molecular function (GO): nuclear retinoic acid receptor binding
Source: RefSeq, a predicted model, not a curated record